Exophiala oligosperma is the source of this 2243-nucleotide messenger RNA. RefSeq lists its product as hypothetical. The record is from RefSeq and is a predicted model, not a curated record. The coding region runs from base 56 to 1495 and encodes 479 amino acids. Gene Ontology annotation, molecular function: G protein-coupled receptor activity. NCBI's taxonomy places the organism in Eukaryota, Fungi, Ascomycota, Eurotiomycetes, Chaetothyriales, Herpotrichiellaceae. Gene Ontology annotation, biological process: cell surface receptor signaling pathway; G protein-coupled receptor signaling pathway. The transcript is spliced from 6 exons. Gene Ontology annotation, cellular component: membrane.
GCGGUCAUGAGAAGAUAGACUCACUAACCAGGCGAGCGCCCAACAACUACUUCCCAUGGCCUCGUCCUCUGACCUCCGGGGCUUGUGCCCGCCUCCCUUUUUCGCCGAAAGUUCCUUUCCAGGGACAGGUGGAUUCGUCUCCGGGCGCUUUUGUAUGCCUAUAACCGGCAAUUACACAUGUUGUCUACCCUGUCCGACCACUGACUGGACUUAUGGAGAUGGAUUUGAGAGUCGAACCGAGAUCGCAAAUUGGGUCAAUGUAGCAGCAUUUGUUUUAUCGAUAUAUCUUAUGCUCUCAUUCCUGGUUCUUCCUGUGAAAUUCACACAUCGACAUUAUCUUAGUGUCUGCUUGUCACUUGCAGUCAUCUUCAUCGAGCUAGCGUUCAUUAUUCCACUGGCAGGAAAACCUGAUCAAUGCUUCAAUGAGAUCACACCCAACGAUAUGCACACUAGCGGCGUCUGCGCAAUCAGCGGCGCCUUCCUGAUGUUCGGCGGCUGGGCUGUCAUCAUCUGGGUCUUCUGCCGUGCACUUGCGCUUCAUCUUCAAAUCUGCUGGGAACUGGUACCUGGCGACAAAUUCUUCUACGGGGCUCUCGCGUUUGGCUGGCUGAUCCCUCUAAUCGGUAUGGCCCUGACGUUGGGCUUGACCGGAGUCUCCUUCCGGUUUGGGAUCGUUUGCCAUGUCAACCACAAGGAUUCUUUGCAGGACUUUUGGGGGCCGUUACUAGCUUUUGCUGCGCUGGCCAUGGUACUUCAAUUCAUCACCAUUGGGUACUGCGUACAUGUCUACAUCCGAAGUCUCCUCGAUGACAAGACGACGACCACCAACAGCUCACAAGCUCCUACAUAUUCGGGCAGUAUCAAGACACUAUCCGCGCGACGGGCUUUUCGCCGAGUCAAGCGGGUCAUUGAACUUCAAUGGCGCGGCGCGUUCCUGGUUAUUGUCAUCAUUGCCGAGGUCGUUUUCUUCUCCGUGGUCUUUGUGUCAAUGGACAACAGCACUCAAGUCAACGAAGCACUGAUUAAAAGAGCCCAGCCAUGGCUCACCUGUUUAAUCGCCAGUCAGGGCGACAAGAACCAGUGUCUAUCUAAAGCGGGAGAAUUGGUGCAGUCUGAGGGUGUAGUUAUGGCUGUGCUCAUUAUCCUCGGGUUGAGCGGCUUCUGGUGCCUGAUGUUCCUGGGCCGAUGGUCCAUGCUUCAAGGCUGGGUCGAACUUUUCAAGUCGCAGUUUAAACGCAAGAACGAAUUCGUCUCGGCUGAUGCCAGACGGUUUUCGAACGACGCUCAUCGAGUUCUAAGCCCUACCUCGCGCGGAGGAAUCAUGUCCCCAGAGCCUGAUUCGAAGCAAGAUUACGCAGGAGGCGCACGAACUUAUGUCAACCCGGUGACGAGUUACUCCUAUCCACGACCGCCUAGUCAACACAAGGACUGGGACCCUAGAGCAACACAUGCCAGGCCCGAUGUCGCAUAUGAUAUGCAGACAUUCAAAGGGUGAACAUUGCCCACACUGGGCCACAACACACGACCUUUCCUUUGAACCACCACCCGUGUACCUAUAUCCUUUUCGGCAGCCACCAAGGGUUGAAUUUUCUCAAUGACUUGGUAACAAACAGCAGACCUGCACGCUACCCACGGAGAAUGGUUCGAAGCAGACAUUCUUUUAUCCCCAUUUAUAUCUCAUAUUAACAUCGAGCGGCAUCAUUCAUGAUUUGAUUGUACAGAGCCAGUGGAGUCUAGGACUGAGACGGCCCUUUUUUGGGGGGCAGGGACUUGUCAAUAGAACAAGAGCAAACGUAUCGGUUCGCGCCGAAAAGAGGGACCAAGGUACAAAAGCAAGCAUUUCGGGGAAGAAAAAUGACCGACAGUAUUCUCGAUCAUUGUCAUUCUACAAGAGAGAGAAUGAGACGCAAUGUACAAAGAAAAAGGAAAGCGAAAACGAAGUGUAGGAAGAGACGGAUAUACCCUUUGCAGAUCUUGCAGAUUUCAUGUCUUUGGAUGAGAGAGCGAAGGAGCCAGCACCUGACAUUUUUUUGGAUGAUUAUUGUUUUUGGAAGACUACUCGUUUUGUAUAGGACGAGACUGGACAAGUGGUGAUGGUGGUGGUGGAUGGGUUGAUGGAUGCAUCGCAGGUGGGUUUUUUGUGGUCAGCACAUCUUUUGAUGCUGCUAUAUACCUAUGUACUCGUAUCUCGUCAUUUGUCUUGUAGUACUUUGAGCGGAUAGAAAUGUUGUUGGAGAGGGAGA